CUUCAAGCGACAUUGCAUUGCAAAUCGCCACGUUUGGACGAGCCUUAAAAAAGUGUCUCGACCACCCUGUAUUGCUCGGUUUGGAGGCUUUAUCUACCAUUCGGACGAUGUUUCACAGCAGUGGGUGAACUGGCAAAGUUACGAUGAGUCGCAGAGGUCUAAAGCUGUACUAUGACUUCAUGUCGCAACCGUCCCGGGCCCUGUACAUCUUCUUGGGGACGAACAAAAUACCUUACACACCAUGCCCGAUCGCUCUGCGAAAAUUCGAAAAUAAAACUGAUCAGUACCGUGCCAACGUGAACCGCUUUGGUAAGGUACCGUGCAUCGCAGAGCACGGCGACUUUCGGCUGGCGGAGAGCAUAGCAAUCUUUCGUUAUCUGGCUCGCGAAUAUGAUGUUCCGGCGCACUGGUAUCCGCUUGGCGAUUCGCUACGGCAGGCGCGGAUCGAUGAGUACCUCUCCUGGCAGCAUCUAAACGUACGGGCCGCCGUCUCACUCUAUUUCUUCUACGUCUGGCUGGGCCCUGUAACGGGAAAAAACGUCGAACCGAGCAAAGCGGAUCGCUUGAAGCAGCGAAUGGUCGAAGUACUGAACUUCUUUGAGAACGAGCUGCUGCAGGAUGGUCCGAGUGGACCAUCGAUAACCGGUAGCGGUAUCACCGUGGCCGAUCUUUCUGCGGCGUGUGAAAUCGAACAGGCCAAAGUGGUCGGCUAUGAUCCCUGUUCCGAUCGGCCGCGUAUGGCACAGUGGAUGGCCGCCGUCCGUGCGGCCACGAAUCCAUUCUACGAUGAGGCACAUCGGACCGUGUACCGGCUUGCACCGGAACAUAUCCAGACCCCAGUGGUUCCGGAAGACUCCUGAAAAGCCAUGCGAUCAUUAUUGCAAUCCUGCAAUCGGAAAUAAAUUAACGUGCGAUUAACAAAUUAAAUUUGCGAAUCUGAUUAACCGAACUUGGUACAGGUAGCAAAUGGGCGAUUUAGUUGGUUUUCAUGCGAGUGUUAGAAUUAACCACCAAAAAAAUUUGCCGGACAAUA
This is a messenger RNA of Anopheles bellator, 1033 nucleotides long. Its product is annotated as glutathione S-transferase theta-1-like. The record is from RefSeq and is a predicted model, not a curated record. Gene Ontology annotation, cellular component: cytoplasm. The transcript has 3 exons. Gene Ontology annotation, molecular function: glutathione transferase activity. Bases 144 to 860 code for a protein of 238 amino acids. Lineage: Eukaryota; Metazoa; Arthropoda; Insecta; Diptera; Culicidae. Gene Ontology annotation, biological process: glutathione metabolic process.